Messenger RNA from Pyrus x bretschneideri (Chinese white pear), 1227 nucleotides. RefSeq names its product transmembrane protein 184C. The transcript is spliced from 5 exons. The record is from RefSeq and is a predicted model, not a curated record. The coding region runs from base 216 to 1091 and encodes 291 amino acids. NCBI's taxonomy places the organism in Eukaryota, Viridiplantae, Streptophyta, Magnoliopsida, Rosales, Rosaceae. Gene Ontology annotation, molecular function: transporter activity. Gene Ontology annotation, biological process: transport.
AUCGUUGUUCAAAGAGCUCCAAUCGCUUCCAUCUCUCAGCGCCCAAUAAUCUCAAUCCGACCGACCAACAAACCGGUCGCGUAUUUUCUCAUAGCUCUCCAGAAACGCUAGAAAAUUUCGCAGCGGAAGAAGCAAGCGUUUUUCUCUGCAACCAAACAGCCAGUGCUUCUUGAAUCAGCACUUUUGUGGUUAAAGACCCAAAAAACCAGAGAAAAAUGGCAAAUCCUGCACAACUUGUUCUUCUGGGUUCCACUUUCUGUAUGAUGGUCACAACGCAUUUCUCACUACAGCUUCUCUCAGAGCAUUUUUUCUGCUGGAAUAAACCAAAGGAGCAAAAGGCCAUCAUAAUCAUCAUACUUAUGGCCCCCUUAUAUGCCAUUGAUUCCUUUGUGGGCUUGUUGGAUUACCAGGGAAGCAAAGUUUCGUUCACGGUCUUGGAUUCGAUCAAGGAAUGCUACGAGGCUUUGGUAAUAGCCAAGUUUUUGGCUUUGCUGUACAGCUACUUGAACAUAUCCAUAAGUAAAAACAUCGUGCCAGAUGAAAUCAAAGGACGGGAGAUUCACCAUUCGUUUCCAAUGACUCUUUUUAUGCCUCGCACUGUUCGUCUGAACCAUCAUACUUUGAAGCUUCUCAAGUACUGGACAUGGCAAUUUGUUGUGAUUCGCCCUGUGUGCUCCAUCUUGAUGAUAACUCUUCAACUUCUUGGUGUAUAUCCCAGCUGGGUUAGCUGGACAUUCACUAUAAUUCUGAACAUUUCAGUGUCACUGGCUUUGUAUUCUCUUGUCGCCUUCUACCAUGUGUUUGCUAAAGAGCUGGCACCACACAAACCGCUCACUAAGUUCUUGUGCAUCAAAGGGAUUGUCUUCUUCUGCUUUUGGCAGGGGAUUGUCCUUGAUAUUCUCGCAGCGCUGAAAAUAAUCCGAUCUCAUCAUAUCUGGCUAGACGUGGAGCAUAUUGAGGAAGCUCUUCAAAACAUACUAGUGUGCGUGGAGAUGGUUUUCUUUUCAGUUGUUCAGAAGCAUGCAUACAGUGCCGAGCCAUACAGAGAUGCUGAAAUAUCGACUAAGGCAUAUGAUAGGAAGAAAGACUGAUCUCGGAGAUCAUGAGCGUGAGUGUGGUUUAGAAUCGUAUGUACUGAUAUUUCUUCAAUUCUGCACUGCAGUAGUUAUUUUACAAGGAACGACGGCAAACAUAUCUACCUUAUUCUAUGUGACGUUGAUCCAGAGA